CCACCCCAGAGAGGGAGGGCGGGCGAGCGAGAGAGAGAGAGAGAGCGAGCGAGAGAGAGAGAGAGAGCGAGCGAGAGCGCGCGCGCGAGAGAGAUGGGGAGCUAUUCCUCUGAACCGGAGACAGAAUUCCCUGUUUCGAUCUCAAACCUUAGCCAUAGCGCCUUCCCGGCGCCGAAGAAGAUGCGGGAGCAGCGGAGGGAGACGCCGCCGCCGGUGGCGGGGGAAGAGGAGGAGGAGGAGGUGAUUUUGUUUGAGGGGAGGGUGGGGAGGGAGGAGACAUGGCCGAGGAAGAGCGGCGGGGUGAUGCUGGAGGGCUACGUGGAGGGGUCGGAGGGCGGCGGGGAGGAGGGGUCGGAGGGGUUCGGGAGGACCAAGAGCCUCACGGACGAGGACCUGGAGGAGCUCAAGGGGUGCCUCGACUUGGGGUUUGGGUUCAGCUACGAGGAGAUCCCCGAGCUUUGCAACACCCUGCCGGCCCUCGAGCUCUGCUAUUCCAUGAGCCAGCGGUUCCAGGACGAGCAGCAGCACCGAUCGCCGGAUGGAUCCGGGGAGGCCGUGGAGCAGUGCGCCGCGGUGAGCUCGCUUCCCAUCGCCAAUUGGAGGAUCUCCGAACCUGGGGACCAUCCUGAAGAGGUUAAAGCAAGGCUGAAGUAUUGGGCCCAAGCAGUGGCAUGCACUGUUAGAUUAUGCCGCUAACAGAAGUUGCGUACCUGAAUUCAUCUACUAUCAUGGAUUAUUGUACAUGUAUCAACUUCCGGGGUUUCUUUUUGUAGAGUGAAUCCUCUAAAGAGGCUUCCCAACUUGAUGCCAUCGGGAUGCCUUUAUUCUUUCAACAGAGAUGGUUCUGCCAGAAUUUAAUGCCUAUUGUAUAUAUGGUGGCAUAAGAGAAGAAGAAGAAGAAGAAGAAGAUGAUGAUGAUGAUGAUGAUGAUGAUGAAAAGGAAACAGAGGGGCGAGAUGGUCUGAGAUCUAAGAUUAUAAACUAAUAACAUGUCUGACAAGCAUUUGUUAUGUAUGAUUAACUGUAUGUUGUUUCUUGUAUGAGAAAUAAAAUGAUUAAAUAUUUACCUUCUCCA
This is a messenger RNA of Phoenix dactylifera (date palm), 1075 nucleotides long. RefSeq lists its product as uncharacterized. The record is from RefSeq and is a predicted model, not a curated record. NCBI's taxonomy places the organism in Eukaryota, Viridiplantae, Streptophyta, Magnoliopsida, Arecales, Arecaceae.